AUGGAUCGGCCCGGAGAGCCGGCCGGCUCCGUCCUGCCCUCCGGGAGCCCGCACGGCGGGGCGAGGAGGCGGCGGCGGCUGCUGCUGCUCCUGCUGUUGCUGUCCGUGAGCCUGGAGGCGAGCGGCCCUAUCUGGCCACCCCUCUUCUCCCCUCCUACAUCCCGGCCCUACGCCAGACUAGUCGCCCGGACUCAGCCCCAAUCAGGCGAGCUGCCGCCCAAAACACACCGCCUCAUUCCACCGGAACACAACGGGGUGUGUAAGGUGUACCUAAGUUGCAGCCACUGUGGGUCUUCUCCUGCCCCACUGUCCCCAGAGGCGGUGGAUGUUCGGGCAGGGCACCCGCCUCCUGUGGCACCCAGACCCUCGGGCCCCCAGGUCGGAGGUCCAUGGGCCUCGUUCAGGGCCGACAAGGAGGACGACGACAGAGUCAACUCCGGCUGGAACAACAGCUGGGUCCUGGCCCCCAAGGCUUACCAUGAAGGAGACGUCACCCUCAUCCUCAACAGCCUCCUGCGGGACUACGACAGCAAGCUUCGGCCGGACAUCGGGGUCAGACCCACGGUGAUUGAAACGGACGUGUAUGUGAACAGCAUCGGCCCUGUGGAUCCAAUCAAUAUGGAAUACUCCAUCGACAUCAUCUUCGGCCAGACGUGGUUUGACCACCGCCUACGGUUCCCAGGCUCCUCGAAGGUCUUGAUGCUCAACGGCAAUGUGGUCGGGAAGAUCUGGGUGCCAGACACCUUCUUUCGCAAUGCCAGAAAGUCAGAUGCUCACUGGGUCACGACCCCCAACCGCUUGCUCCGGAUCCGGGGUGAUGGGCGCGUCCUCUACACACUCAGGUUGACCAUCGCCGCAGAAUGCUACCUCCAGCUCCGCAAUUUUCCUAUGGACGAACAUUCCUGCCCGCUGGAGUUCUCCAGCUAUGGAUACCCCCAAAAUGAAAUUGAAUACAAAUGGAAGCAAACCUCUGUAGAAGUCGCAGAUCCUAAAUACUGGAGACUGAAUCAGUUUGCGUUCGUGGGGCUGAGAAACUCCACUGAAAUCUGGCGCACUCAAUCUGGAGAUUACGUUGUCAUGACCAUCUUUUUUUAUCUGAGCAGAAGGAUGGGUUUCUUUGCUAUUCAAACAUAUAUCCCAUGCAUCCUGACGGUUGUUCUUUCAUGGGUGUCUUUCUGGAUAAACAAAGAUGCGGUGCCCGCGAGGACAUCACUAGGUAUAACCACGGUGCUGACCAUGACCACGCUGAGCACGAUAGCCCGCAAGUCCUUGCCCAAAGUGUCCUACACGACGGCGAUGGACCUGUUUGUCUCCGUCUGUUUCAUCUUCGUCUUUGCGGCCCUUGUGGAGUUCGGGGCCCUACACUAUUUCAGCGGCAGCCGGGAGGGGAAACAUCCCAAGUUAAAGCGCAAAGCAAAGAAAUCCCAUGCACGGGCGACAGCGCGUCUCCUGGAGUCGACCACGUCCAUUUCCCUGAGCGGUGCACCCCCUGCCCAAGGGGCUGGCUCUGGGUAUCCAUGUCUGGAGGGCAAGGACUGCGUCGGCUUCUUCUGCUGUUUCGAAGACUGCCGGACGGGGUCAUGGAGGGAAGGGAGGCUGCACCUCCGUGUGACUCGGAUCGACUCUUACGCACGCAUCUUCUUCCCCACCGCCUUCGUCCUGUUCAAUCUUGUCUACUGGAUCGGGUACCUUUACCUCUGACCACACUGCCCAGAGAGCCGGUGCAGCAUCCCCGUUAUCCAAGCAGUCG
Tachyglossus aculeatus (Australian echidna) is the source of this 1750-nucleotide messenger RNA. RefSeq names its product gamma-aminobutyric acid type A receptor subunit gamma1 (gene GABRG1). NCBI's taxonomy places the organism in Eukaryota, Metazoa, Chordata, Mammalia, Monotremata, Tachyglossidae. Gene Ontology annotation, biological process: monoatomic ion transmembrane transport; nervous system process; signal transduction. Gene Ontology annotation, molecular function: benzodiazepine receptor activity; transmitter-gated monoatomic ion channel activity involved in regulation of postsynaptic membrane potential; GABA-A receptor activity. The transcript has 12 exons. Gene Ontology annotation, cellular component: GABA-A receptor complex; neuron projection; synapse. Bases 1 to 1701 code for a protein of 566 amino acids. The record is from RefSeq and is a predicted model, not a curated record.